UCUAUCAUGGUUUAUUUUGUUGAUAUUGAAGUUGUGUGAUAUAGAAAUGGAGUCAUUAGGAAUAAGUUGCAUAUUGUAUUUUCCCUUGGUUAUAUAUAGAGACUGGAAAUUAUAGUUUUGGUUAUAGAGGAUCGAAUUUCAAGGUGCAGAGAAUUUGUGAAGUUGACUUUGGGUGUUGAUGGAAGUUUAGGAGGAUAUAUGGGCAAAGAUGCUUGAUCUAAAAAAUAAUCAAUGUAGUUCCUGAUUUUGUGGUUUAACUUUUAGCUUUGAGGGGGAAGAAUUUGUGCCUGUUUUUUGCUGCCGCCUUCUUUAUUUUUCUUUUCAAAUAAAUAAAUAUAAUAUCCAAAUCCAAUAUAACUCUAUUUGAAAAUAGAAAUCUUAAUAUCGUAGUACAACAAUACAGUUGUAAAACUAAACCAAACAUGCCCAUUUCCUUUGUCUUACUCAAAAAGAAUCCCGCAAGUUCCUUGCAUUCAUUCAUUGAUUGUUACAUUCCAUGAUACCUGUUUUGUGUGAUUUCCCAUUUUAUCGAGCAUGGCAUGCUUUUAAACCAUAACAUUAAAUAGCUCUGCCUCAAGAAUGAAACAUGGCCAUGCCAUGCAAAUUGUUUUUCCGAAAUCCCCCAGAUGGUCUUCUUGAGAUAUCUGACAGGGUCUAUGGUACCUUUUUUACCUCCUUAAUUUUAUUACAUCCGCAUAUUUUGGAAUAUAAAACAAAAAUAAAAAUUACAUCGAAUGCACCAUGAUGCAAAAUCUCCACUACCAUUGUGCAUCUCUUUGGUUGAAUUUUUCCAGAAAAAGGCAGGGAAAAAUAUAAUACAAUGAAGAGUCAUAAUUAUCUACUUAUAUUAUUGAUUAUUGUUGUGAUUGUAGUUUUUAAUUGUUGUUUCAACAUUCGAUGUGAUUGGAGAGACGAAUCUUACGAAGUCUACGUGAACGGGAUUGUUGGUCAAUUUCGAGAGAAUGUGCCUAACGCUUCCAUUAUGGUAUGCAAUUUUCGCGAGGAAAACACUAAAAGCAAGUUGGAUAACAUAUUCUCUAAGCAUGAAAUUAAUCUCAUGAACUAUCCUUGCCACCACCAUGGUUUCCCUAUGCUCAAAUUGGAGGCCAUACAUCAUUUUCUAAAUUCAUGUGAUAGUUGGCUCUCACAUGGGCAAAAUAAGGUGUUGUUAAUGCAUUGUGAGCGUGGUGGCUUGCCAGUUUUGGCCUUCAUGUUGGCUGCAUUGUUGAUUUUCUUGAAACAAUAUGAAGGGGAGCAGAGGACGUUAGAUAUGGUUUACAAGCAGGUACGUCGUGAUUUUUUACAAUCCUUAACAAUGGUGAAUCCAAUCCCUUCCCAAUUGCGGUAUUUACGAUAUGUUUCCAAGACCAAUAUGGCCUUUGAUUGGCCUUCAUUGGAUAGGACACUUAGGUUGGACUACAUCAUUAUGACAUUUCUUCCAAACUUUAAUGAGAAUGGUGGAUGUUUUCCAAUAUUUAGAAUUUAUGGCGAAGAUCCCUUUCUUGUUGACAAGAAUCCUAAGAUCCUAUACUCAACACCAAAGAGUCCCAAAAACAUUCAAGCUUAUAAACAGGGAGAGCGUGAUGAUAAAAUCAAAGUCAAUAUCAACUGUCGGAUUCAAGGUGAUGUGCUGAUUGAAAGUGUUAAUUUGGAUAGUGACUUGGAAAAUGAACAGAUGAUAUUCCAAACGAUGAUUAACACAAAUUUCAUUAGAUCUAAUUUGUUGAUGCUUAAUCGGGAGAAAAUUGAUAUUUUGUGGGAUGCAAAAGAUCGCUUCCCAAGGGAUUUCAAACUAGAGAUAACUUUCACAGAGAAAGAUGUUGCUCCAAAGACUGAGUCAUCCUCUAGCUUUGAGGAAAGGGAGGGAUUACCAAUUGAAGAAUUUACCAAAGCCAAAGAGAUUUUUAACCAUGGAGAUUGGACGAGUCCUAAUGAUGAAGAUCACACAGUAAAUGAUACUAACACAAUCAAUGAUACCUCAAUUUCACCACAAACACCUCCAUUGAGGUCUCCCAGAAGUGAUAAAAAUGUUGAUGAGUCUCUUCCUCAUCAAUUGCAUUCAAAAUCACAAAAUCCUAAUACUGAUGUAACAAGACCUGAUUUGUUGCUUUCACAGCAAAAAAUCCAACCCCCACUGGAUCAAAUUAGAGCUCCUCUAUCCCCACCAACUCCUCCAAAGAAUGAAACAAUUGUAAGAGUUGGAUCCCCUCUUUCUCCUCCAACUCCAAAUGCUACAAUGCCUACUACCACCCCACCUCCGCCGCCAACGCCACCCCCGGUUGGAGACCAUUACGCUAACAAUGGUUUUCCAACUUCAUUGUGUAUUGGUCGUGGAAAGAAUGACACUGGCAAUCACACGAUGCAUUCAAUGAGUAACACCAAAAAGUUAAAAACAUUGCAUUGGUUAAAAUUAUCUCGAGCAGUGAAAGGAAGUUUGUGGGCUGAGGCACAAAAAUCUGGUGAAGCUUCCAAGACACCAGAUAUUGAUAUGUCUGAGCUUGAAAAUCUCUUCUCAGCAAUAACACCAAGUUUAGGCCAAGCAAAGAAAUCAAAGAUCCAAAACUUAGUUACACCAAAAUCUGAUAAAGUGCAACUGAUUGAACAUACACGAGCAUAUAAUUGUGAAAUCCUUCUCUCAAAAGUGAAAGUCCCGUUGAAGGAUUUAAUGAGCUCAGUUUUAGCAUUAGAAGAGACAGCAUUAGAUAUUGAUCAGGUUGAGAACCUGAUAAAGUUUUGUCCAACAAAGGAAGAGAAGCAAGUACUUAAGGAUUAUGACGGAGACAAGGAAAAAUUGGGGAGAUGUGAACAGUUCUUCUUAGAGUUGAUGAAAGUUCCAAGGGUAGAAUCCAAGCUGAGAGUUUUUUCAUUCAAGAUUGAAUUCAACACUCAGGCUUAUGACCUUAGAAAUAACAUCAAUAUUGUUAAUGCUGCUGCAGAAGAGAUCAAAAACUCUGUCAAAUUAAGAAGAAUCAUGCAAACAAUACUUUCUCUGGGAAAUGCUCUAAACCAAGGAACUGCAAAAGGUUCUGCCAUUGGAUUUAAAUUAGAUAGUCUUCUUAAACUCUCAGAGACACGUGCACGGAAUACAAAGAUAACUCUCAUGCAUUAUCUUUGUAAGGUUUUGGAAAAUAAGCUUCCAGAAGUUUUAGACUUCACAAAUGAUCUUCCGAAUUUAGAGCCAGCAACAAAGAUCCAAAUGAACUUCCUUGCAGAGGAGAUGCAAGCAGUAAGUAAAGGAUUAGAAAAAGUUGAGCAUGAACUACUAACUUCAGAAAAUGAUGGUUCUAUAUCAGAAAUUUUCUGCAAGAAUCUGAAAGAGUUCCUACGUUCUGCGGAUGUUGAAGUCCGUGCAUUGGCUUCGCUAUAUUCUAUUUUGGGUAGGAAUGUGGAUGCCUUAAUUAUUUAUUUUGGAGAAGAUCCAUCUCGCUGCACUUUUGAGCAAGUUGUCACAACAUUGCACAACUUCACUGGAAUGUUUUGUAAAGCCCAGGAAGAGCACUUCAAGGAGCUUGAGCUUGAAAUGAAGAAAACAAAAGAAAAAGAUAAAAAGAAAUACAAAAAGAUAAAAAGAAAUACCAAUCAAAACUGUCACUAGCGAAUACCGAUACCAAUUUACACUAACCAUGCCAAUUAAAUGAUGAUUAAAUGAACAACAAUCUUUUAGAAUUAGUACAAGUGAAUGUGCAUUGAUGGUUUAUUUGUUGUACAAAUAACACUAAUAAUAUAGCUAGU
Messenger RNA from Arachis duranensis, 3732 nucleotides. Its product is annotated as formin-like protein 13. NCBI's taxonomy places the organism in Eukaryota, Viridiplantae, Streptophyta, Magnoliopsida, Fabales, Fabaceae. The record is from RefSeq and is a predicted model, not a curated record. The transcript has 16 exons. Bases 821 to 3595 code for a protein of 924 amino acids.